This is a messenger RNA of Syngnathus acus (greater pipefish), 1006 nucleotides long. It is a transcript of the gene vbp1, whose product is annotated as von Hippel-Lindau binding protein 1. The transcript has 6 exons. Gene Ontology annotation, cellular component: prefoldin complex; cytoplasm. The coding region runs from base 74 to 658 and encodes 194 amino acids. Lineage: Eukaryota; Metazoa; Chordata; Actinopteri; Syngnathiformes; Syngnathidae. Gene Ontology annotation, molecular function: tubulin binding. The record is from RefSeq and is a predicted model, not a curated record. Gene Ontology annotation, biological process: microtubule-based process; protein folding; tubulin complex assembly.
CUCUUGUAACAUAUCGAAGGAACGAAAGCAAGGAGGGAGGGAGGAAGGGAGAAAGCUAGAGCCUCACCCCACGAUGGCGGCCACCAUAGACAGCAAUGCCGUCCAGGCACCCAAGAAAAAGCAUCUCGGUAUCCCCGAAGCAGUGUUCGUGGAGGACGUCGACUCAUUCAUGAAGCUGCCCGGCAACGAGAAGGCGGACUCGGCUCUGAGAAGACUGGAUGAGCAGUACCAAAAGUACAAAUACAUGGAAGUCAACCUAUCACAGAAGAAGCUGAGGUUGAGAAACCAGAUCCCACAGAUCAGACAGACGCUAGAAAUCCUGCGACACAUGCAAAAGAAGAAGGACACCACAGAGCCUUUGGAAACACACUUCAUGUUAGCCGACAACGUUUACUGCAAGGCUUCGAUACCACCCACUGACAAAGUGUGCUUAUGGCUCGGCGCAAAUGUCAUGUUGGAGUACGACAUUGACGACGCUCAGGCCCUGCUGGAGAAGAACCUGUGCACUGCCUCCCGAAAUUUGGAGACACUGGAGGAGGACCUAGAUUUCCUGCGAGACCAGUUCACCACCACCGAAGUCAACAUGGCACGAGUCUACAACUGGGAUGUGAAGAGGAGGAGCAGAGAGAGCCUCCUCAAAUCAUCAGAGAAAUCUUAAUCCAGAUUAGAUGAAACACGGUCCCCUCUCACCCCACCGCCAAUGAUUUUUCUCUUCAAUCAGAAUGUGAGAUGGAUCGAGGGCUACGUUUGUUUUCAGAUCCAAAUGAACAAAUGACACUUUUUCAGUUGAUUACUGGGAGGGGGGGGAGGUCAUCUUAUGCUUGUGCUCCUUCUCCACCUAUUUUUACGUUUUUUUUCUUUGGACUCUAUUUAUUUGUCUAUCGUUAAAACACCAAGAGCAGCAGUGGGCCAUUAGACAAAACUGAAGUUUGUCACUUGGCAAAUAAACUUGACUUGGCAAUCUUUCAGUACAUGACACAUUAGUAUCCAAAGUAAAAAAAAAAAA